UUUUCAUCGGCUGUUCAAAUCACUGAAUCUUCGAUAAAAACGUGUCCGUUAUUUUCUUCAAAUUUUCUGGAACUUUGUGAAACAUGUCAAAACGAAGACUCGAUGUCGACGAUGCUAAGAAGUCUAAAGAGAUGGCAGAUUUUGAGAAUCUGAAAAUGAAGAUCAAAUUGAAUCCAUAUUCCGGUCGACCAUACACUGAACGUUAUUAUGGAAUAUUGAAGAAAAGACUUCAGCUACCCGUGUUUGAGUACAAGGAGAGAUUCAUGGGAAUGCUUGAUAAGAAUCAAUGUAUUGUUUUGGUUGGUGAGACAGGAUCCGGAAAAACUACUCAGAUUCCACAGUGGUGUGUUGAAGGACGAAAGGACCAACGUAAAGGUGUUGCUUGUACUCAACCUCGGAGAGUAGCAGCAAUGAGUGUUGCACAGCGUGUUGCUGAUGAAAUGGACGUUACUCUGGGUCAAGAAGUUGGAUAUAGUAUUCGAUUCGAAGACUGUACUAGUGCCAGAACUGUUAUGAAGUACAUGACAGAUGGUAUGCUAUUAAGAGAAGCCAUGACUGAUCCAUUAUUGGAUAAGUAUGAUUGUAUUUUACUGGAUGAGGCCCAUGAACGUACCCUCGCUACAGAUAUUCUUAUGGGGUUGCUGAAAGAGGUUGUCGCCCAGCGUAAAGAUAUUCGUAUUGUCAUCAUGAGUGCCACAUUGGAUGCUGGGAAGUUCCAAGAAUAUUUUAACAACUGUCCGUUGUUGAGCGUACCCGGACGUACCCAUCCAGUGGAGAUCUUUUAUACCCCAGAACCAGAACGAGAUUACCUCGAGGCAGCCAUCAGGACAGUUGUUCAGAUUCAUAUGUGUGAAGAAGUCGAGGGUGAUCUUUUGCUUUUCCUAACUGGACAAGAGGAAAUUGAAGAAGCAUGCAAACGUAUCAGGAAGGAGAUGGAUAAUCUGGGAGGUGAAGUCGGAGAGCUGAAAUGCAUCCCUCUCUAUUCCACAUUACCCCACCUACAGCAACGCAUAUUUGAAUCAGCGCCAGCAAACCGCCCUAACGGUGCAAUCAGUCGUAAAAUUGUGGUGUCGACAAAUAUUGCGGAAACGUCACUAACCAUUGAUGGCGUUGUGUUUGUCAUUGAUCCAGGAUUCUCAAAACAGAAGGUCUACAAUCCUCGUAUACGCGUCGAGUCUCUUCUGGUGUCUGCCAUUUCCAAAGCAAGCGCACAGCAAAGAGCUGGUCGCGCUGGUCGUACCAAACCUGGCAAGUGUUUCCGUCUGUAUACGGAGAAGGCGUUUCAAACAGAGAUGCAGGAUAAUACAUAUCCAGAAAUAUUGAGAUCAAAUCUUGGUACCGUCGUUUUACAUUUGAAGAAACUUGGCAUAGAUGAUCUUGUCCAUUUUGACUUCAUGGAUCCUCCCGCGCCGGAAACAUUGAUGCGAGCUCUGGAGUUACUAAAUUACCUGGGCGCUCUUGAUGAUAAUGGGGACCUUACGGAACUUGGCUCAAUGAUGGCGGAAUUUCCUCUCGAUCCACAGCUGGCAAAAAUGGUCAUUGCAAGCUGCGAAUUCAACUGCUCGAAUGAAAUACUCUCGAUUACAGCCAUGCUUUCAGUACCGCAGUGUUUUCUACGUCCCAACGAAGCGAAGAAAGCUGCUGACGACGCGAAAAUGAAAUUUGCUCAUAUCGAUGGAGAUCAUCUGACCUUGUUGAACGUCUACCACGCGUUUAAACAGAAUCACGAAGAAUCGCAAUGGUGUUACGAUAACUUCGUGCAGUAUCGUUCUCUCAAGUCCGCUGACAGCGUGCGGGACCAGCUUGUACGUAUUAUGGAUCGUUUCAACUUGGCCCGUCGGAGCACAGACUUCAACAGUAAAGAUUAUUAUAUCAACAUAAGAAAGGCUCUUGUCGCUGGCUUCUUUAUGCAGGUUGCGCAUCUUGAGAGGUCUGGACACUAUCUCACAGUCAAGGACAAUCAGGUUGUACAACUUCACCCAUCAACUGUGCUGGAUCACAAACCUGAAUGGAUAUUGUACAACGAAUUUGUCCUUACCACGAAGAACUACAUAAGAACAUGUACCGAAGUGAAGCCCGAAUGGUUGGUGAAGGUCGCUCCGCAGUAUUACGACAUGAGAAAUUUCCCUAACUGCGAAGCAAAGAGAAUUUUGGAACGAGUGACCGAAAGAUUGUUGAAGGGACGUUAGAAGUUUGUGACUUUCAUGAAACGCAUGUCCUUUGUCGUACACUCAUGUAGUCGAAAGAUCAUUAUGAUCCUACAAAAGGAACGGUAUUUCUCCUCAUUAUCGCGUUACAUACGAGCAAAAGUUUUUUAGUUUUGUUUUGAGGUUGAGUUUGACUCUUCAUCAAUUUGAAUUUUCAAUAAAUACUUUACACUGCGAA
Xenia sp. Carnegie-2017 is the source of this 2385-nucleotide messenger RNA. Its product is annotated as putative pre-mRNA-splicing factor ATP-dependent RNA helicase PRP1. Gene Ontology annotation, cellular component: spliceosomal complex; intracellular anatomical structure. Lineage: Eukaryota; Metazoa; Cnidaria; Anthozoa; Malacalcyonacea; Xeniidae. The record is from RefSeq and is a predicted model, not a curated record. Gene Ontology annotation, molecular function: ATP binding; RNA binding; RNA helicase activity.